This is a messenger RNA of Dunckerocampus dactyliophorus (ringed pipefish), 6937 nucleotides long. RefSeq names its product biorientation of chromosomes in cell division 1-like 1 (gene bod1l1). The record is from RefSeq and is a predicted model, not a curated record. The transcript is spliced from 28 exons. Lineage: Eukaryota; Metazoa; Chordata; Actinopteri; Syngnathiformes; Syngnathidae. Bases 140 to 5398 code for a protein of 1752 amino acids.
AUUGUUGUUUUGUAGCCAACCUUUUCCGGGUUGAAACCGCGCAUAAGUCUUGUACCAAAACAAAAACUCCCGCGUUUGGUUUCGGUAUGCUUUUAAAAUAGUUUUUUUAGGUAUUGAAAUAAAGGUUCAUUGUUUAAAAAUGGCGGGUUUACCACCGGGUGAUCCUCAGCUGGUGUCAAUGAUUGUGAAUCACCUGAAAACACAAGGACUCUUCGACCAGUUCAGGAGGGAUUGUCUGGCAGACGUGGACACUAAGCCCGCUUACCUGAACCUGAAGCAAAGGGUAGACAACUUUGUCUCCAAUCACCUAUCCAACCACACAUGGAGCCCCCAGUUGAACAAAAACCAGCUGAGAAACAACAUCAGGCAGCUAGUGUUGCAAUCUGGGAUGCUGGAGCAAGGAGUGGACAGAAUUGUGGCCCAGGUGGUGGACCCCAAAGUCAACCACAUCUUCAGGCCGCAGGUGGAGAAGGUGGUCCAUCAGUUUCUUUCGCCUGGCACCAGCAGCGAGGAGCUUCCGCCGCACCCUCCACCACCGAUUCCCUCAACGGAGAACAAAGUGGACGCUAUCGUUCCUCAACAGGCCUCAUUGUCCACUCCAACGUCCACCGCGGCCACCGACGCCAUGUCCAUCCUGGAUGCCAUCACUUCUCUCAGCCAGGAGGCCAAUGUCAAGACCACAGAGAAGGUCCGCAAAGCCCUUGAUGGGCCCGCAGAGGAGGGCGAGCAGGACAUGAGUGUGGAUGAGGACGGAGAUAGGAAGACGGCAGAGGACGGGGCCGAGGAAGCAAAGGCAGCGUCUGAGUUGCAGCAAUUGGAGGCCAGGACGGACGACACAGCUCCGGAUCAGAUGGAAGUGGAGAAAGAGAUCCCCACGGAGGAGGUGAAGAUGGAGGAGGAAGGGACUUUUGGCGAAGACCAAGCUGAGGACAAACACAAAGCAGCCAGUAAAACAAGCGGGAAACCUUCUGAAGAGGAGAAUUCCAGCCAGGCCAAGGAGAAAGCCAGAGAAAAGAUAAAGGAAGAGUAUUCUUUGGAGGAUUCUGACUUGGACGGUCUGAGCGACAUCACAGUAAGCUCCGUGCACACCAGCGACCUGUCGUCGUUUGAAGGGGAAAGCGAAGAUGAGGCGCCGCUGUCUGAUUCCUCCGAGGAGGGCGAGCACGCGACGGAUGGUGUCAAAUCAGACAAGAGAGAGGCGAGUGGGGACACGGGAGACGAAGGCAAGGAGAGUAAACCACGCCGCAAGGCCUACGUCCACAAGCCCUUCCUGUACUCGCGUUACUAUAGCGACUCAGACGACGAGGUCACCGUGGAGGAAAGGCGCAGAUCUGCAGCAAAGGACAAAGAGGAACGUCUGCUCAAAAGGCAGCAAAACCGAGAACGAAUGGAAGAGAAGCGCAAACAGAAAGCAUCACAGUCUGAAGAGCUAGAUCAGAAAAAGAAGAAGAGUGGCCAACCUGCCGGUCUCCAGAAACCCCAAGCUAAGGAAGCCCGUAAAGAACAGAAAGUUCUGGAGAAAAAAAUGGCGCUGAGCAGAAAGAGGAAGCUUGACUUGAGGAAAGAGAGCGACGUGACCAGCAAGAAAAAAGCAGAAUCAGGAGAAACCUCUAAAAAGCCAGACGUGAAAAGCACACCAUCGCGCAGCCACCAACAGAAACUGGUAAGAAACCUGUCCGAGUCGUCUGACGAGAGGCACCGGAGGAUGAGUGGCAGCGUCUCGGAAGACCCCAGCGACACCAAGAAGCUGCCCGAUAAAAACCGCACGCACUCUUUCAUCUUGGACCUGGAGCUGGGCUCACUGGAGGCUCUCAGGCAGCGCUCCGUCAGCAAGUUUGACCGCCCAUCGCGCAAGGAGCGCAAAGAGAAGGAGCGCAGCGUGCCAGAGGAGCCACCCAAGCUCAGACAGAAGCAGGAGAAGAAACCCGAGCCUCUGCUGAAUGAGUCCCAGCAGAAAGAUGGUGCUCCUGGGAAGGCGUCCUGUGAUGAGAAGAAGCCCAAAGUGAAAAAUGAGAAGAAAACAGUAAAGGAGGCAGACGAAGCUCCUAAAGAUGUCUCAGCCAAGAGAAUGAGGGCUCAGUCUGUUGAGGUUACCAAAGCAGAGAAGGACAAAAGUAGAGAUAAGGACAAGGAUAAAGACAAAAUGAAAGAGAAAGACAAGGUCAAAGGAGAAAAAAAGGCAGCAGUAAGCGAUUCCAAGCAGCUUCUCCUAAGGCCUGAAACUUCUGUCUCCUCCGAGGACCGGCCUGAGGUGGGACCAGGCGCAGACAGCGGCAAGAAGAAAGAGAAACACUCCAAGGACAUCCUGAAGAGGUCCAAGAGCCACAGCGAAGAGCGGCAAGGGGACAAACCUAAACUGAAAGCGGAGGGCAAAGAUAAAGACAGGACCAAGGCAGAGCAACCAAAUAAACCUGACAGUGACAAAUCCCCAAAAAGAGUCAAGCCUGCAGAUAGAGGAAAAACCACGGAAAAAUCAAAAUCCAAAGAGGAUGCAAAGUCUUUGCCAAAAACGGACAAGAAAGCUCACAGUUUGGAUGUCCGAGGAGCCUCAGGUUCCAGCAAAGUUGAGAUAACCAAGGUCAAAAAGAAGGAGGGAAGUGUGAAGGAACAGAGAAGAUCCUCUGAGGAGCCUGGCAUGAAGACUGCAAAGAAAAAAACGGAGAAGAAAGAGAAAGUUCUUGAGAAGAAAGCAUCCCAUGAAGACAAAGUGGAGAAGAGCUCUGUGGUUGUUGUGGCUGAGGAGGCGCAGAAGACGUCUCUGCUCAAAGACAACUCGGAACCCGUCACUGCCUCCCCCGUCACUAAUGACGAUACCUGCGACAUGACCGCCGAGAUGCCAGCCGUGCCUCCAGAGGCCGACGCCCUGCUGACACUCAUGGACGUCUGCACCUCGGCCAGGCUCCACACGGCAGCGGGCGUUGGAGAGCGCGCCCCCACAGAAGCAACACUUCAGGAUGCCGACAUGAAGAUGAAAGAGGCAGCCCUCACGCUGCUUUCCAUGGACCCUGACAGCGCGCUCUCCCCCGGCUUCAUGAGUCAGGAGGUGGCGCCACCUGUUGGGCUGCCACAGGAGGGCGGCACGGAACAGCCGGAACCACAAGAAGAUCCAAACGCAGCUGCUCAGUCGUCACCUGUGGAUACUAAUGCUGAUAAAUCCAACGACGACGAGAAAUAUACAAUCGAGGAGAGCGAAAUGGCUGCAACGAGUGUUCAUACGUCUCCUCAGGUUGACACGAAGUCACAUGACCUUCAGAUUCAUCCGAAUGAGAAAGUGGCCGAAGUUGCAGAGGUGGCAUCUGACACGCAGCCGGCAUCCACCGAUGAAGAUGUUGCUGAAGCCAUCACAGAAAGCAUGGAGGAAAACCCACCUUGUGAGACACCUGCAGUCGAGCAUGUUCCCAGUCCACAAGUACAAAGCGAGGUUGCAGACACACACGCCAAAGCAGAAGAGGCGUUUGCUGAAGAGGAGCAGAUGGACCUCAGUGAGAGUGACACUGAGAUGAAGACACAGGAAGAACAAACCGGGGAACUCAGCGCUCCUCCCACAGAAGUUACAGAAAGGACAGAACUGGAGUGUGGAACUGAAGUGACCAAAAAAGCCAGUGCCAUCUCCAUCUCAGACAUCCAGGAGCAAGAAAAGGAGUCAGAUAAGAAGCCUGAAGGACGAGGAGGACGUAAAAGAAAGAGGUCCAGUCAGAGCAUUGCAGCAGCGAUUGAAAGCAGUAAUAAUGUUGAUGUGCAUGUUAGCAAUGAAAACCAGGAUGUAAAGGAACCAUCUUCUGAGGAAACGGAGCAGCCCAGGGUGGAAGCGGAGGUCAAAUCGCCAUGCAGGGGACGAUCUUCUAAAGUUGUGGAAGAGGAGGAGCCAAAAGAAUUAGAGAAGAUAGAGCGAACUCCCAGUCGCAGAGGGAGACGCUCGGCAGCCAAAGCUGAUAACCUGAGCAAAGACGAGGAGAGCGGCCACAAAUCGUCGGCAGCAAGCUCCACAGAGAAGGAGCAGCAAGUGGCAGAGGGAAGUGGAGCAAAGUCUGACAGGCUUCAAGAAAGUGAGGUCAGUGUGUCGUCUCCUCCUGCAGGAAGUUCUGCCCACCAGGAAAGCACUGAAACGGAUGGGCCAGCAGUCAAAAAGUGGAGGUCAGAGGAGACGGAACAAUCUGUGGAGGAAGAGGAAGGGAAGCUGAACAAAGACACCGGUGAGGAGGCUGUUGAGGACACCAAUGGAAAGGUCAUGGAGGAUACAAGUGAAGGAGCUGUGAAGGAUGCCAGCGAGACAGCUGUGAGGGACACCACUGGGGAGAGCACUGAGGACAUAGAGGAGGAGGCGUCUAAGGACACAUAUGAGGAGGUGAUGGACACAAGUGAGAAGGUUGUCAAGGCUGCGAGUGAAGACGUCAUAGAGGACACAAGUAAGGAGCCCAUGAUAGACAACAAUAAGGAGGCUGUAAAGUACACAAGUGAAGAGCUUGUAAAGAAUAAAAUUGAGGAGACCAUGAGGGAUACAAGUGAGGAGGCCAUGAAGGACGUAAGUGUGGAUCCCAUGAUGGACACAAGGGAGGAGGCCAUGGUGGACAUCAAUAAGGAGGCUGGAAAGGACACAAAUGAAGAGUUUCUUGAGGACACAAGCGAGGAGGCUGCAAAGGACACAAGCGAGGAGGCUGUAAAGUACACAAGUGUAAAGGACACAAACAAGGAGGCUGUAGAGGACACAAGUGUGGAGGCCAUAAAUGACACAAGUGAGGAGGCUGUAAAGGACACAAGCGUACAGGACAUAAGCGAAGAGGAGGCUGUGAAAGAGACAAGCGAAGAGGAGGCUGUGAAAGAGACAAGCGAGGAGGAGGCUGGAAAGGAGACCAGUGAGGAGGAGGCUGUAAAUGAGACAAGUGAGGAUGUAAUGCAGGUACAAAGUGACGAGAAGACACACGAAGAGAACGCUUCUCCCUCAGUGAGUCUGUCCAAAGAAAACGAAGUAGACGAGCAGCAAGGUUCCACCCCCAAGAAGCUCGGUCGCAGGGGACGACCCCCCAAGGCAGCAGUCCUUGCAGACGAACCAGAUAAAAAGGAGAAAACAUCAGAAGCCGAAAAGGAGCCGAAUGAGGAUGACGAAGAGGAGGUGGAGGAUGGCGGUGAGAAGGGUGAGGACGGGAAAGCGACAGCAAGCAGAGCGACAACGCGUUUGGCCUCUCGCCUGGAAGCUGAAAGAAAUAAGCCGAGCAAGCCGUCCACGCGUGCCAGUUGUCAGAGUGGGAAGGACGAGACGACUGCGGCAGGAGCACGUGGGACCAAAGGCCAGGCGACCACCACCAAGGGUCCUCGCAAACGGGAGGGCAGCCCCCCCGCUGGGCGGACGCGAGGAGGACAGAAGACGGAAGAGACCCCGUCCAAGCGAGGAAAACGCUGACGUCUCAAACAGACAGAAAGCGGACUGUUGCAGGUUCUUGCAGGGACCCAAGCGGUUGACUAUGGACUGUAGUCAUCAGUGUUUGCCAGCACUGUGUGUGUCUUCUGGCUCUGGUUCUGGUUUUUUGCUUUUGUGUUGCGGCGCACUGAACUCACAGGUAGUGACAUUAGCUGACAAACACAGUGUCAUUUUUGUAGUUAACAUAUUCAUUCUGUGAAUGACAAUGAAAUAUGUUUUAAUCUUUACGUGUUUUAUAUACUUUUUUAAACCUUUUUACUUUUUUAAGAGUCCAACAUGACAGAUUUCUCUCCUCUAAUGUAGUUGUCUUGUCGAGCAAGUCUCCUAUUUUUUUCUUCAUUUUGUUACGCACGUAGUCAAUUACUGCAGUGGUUUUAUUUUAACUAUGGCUCCCUCUUGUGGUCAAAUACCCACAUUGUCGUUUAAGUCAUUACCCACUUUAAUAGAUAAGGUCAGCCAUGUUAUUACAGUAUUAUUAUUGUUUUUUUUUUUUUAUAUAUAUAUAGCUUUCCAAAAUGACUGUAUACCAUUUUUUAAGCAUAAAUCCACAUAAUUACAUAUACAAAAUACAUAUACAAAAUACAAUUUAGGUAACAUUAUUAAGGAUAGUAGAAUGUCUGCAUUGAGUACAUAAUGUUUGCUCGAGUCAAAGAUCCUCCUAUAUAACACGAGCUUUCUGCUGUUUUUGGGAAGACACUGCCCAAAAUGCUAGUCAAAGAUCCACUAUAUGACAAGAGCAUUCUGCUGUGUUUCAAGAUGUACUGCAAAAAAAAAGAUCCUGUACGAGAGAACCUGCUGCCAAAAAUGCUGGUCAAAUAUCCUGACAAGAUUCCUCUGUUGUUUUUAAGAGCCCUUUUCCCAAAAUAUAGGUCAAAUAGCCAAUACAUGACAGCACUUUGCUGCUGUUUUUGAGAACCUGCUGCCAAAAAUGCCAGCCUGAGAUCUUCGGGAGGUCUCUGUUCUUUUUAAGGACUUACUGCAAAAACACAUGUUAACAAUCCUCUCUAUGACAUGACCUUGCUGCUGUUUUUGAGAGUGUACUGCCAAAAUCACUAGUCAGAGAUCCUCUAUAUGGCUGGAGUGCCAAAAAUGUUGGUCAAAGAUCCUGGUAGGACUGCUGGUUUUAAGAACAUACUGCCCAAAAUGGGAAUCAAAGAUGCACUCUAGCGGCUCUUCGUUUUUGAGGACCUACUGUUAAAGAUCCACUAUAUGACAAGAGCGUUCUGCUGUUUUUCAAGAGCUACUACAAAAAAACCUUGUCAAAGAUCCUCUAUAUGACAGGAGCUUGCUGCUGAUUUAGAGAACCUGCUGCCAAAAAUGCUAGUCAAAGAUCCUGACAGGACAGCUAUGCUGUCUUGGAGAACCUAUUUCCCAAAAUGUAACUCGAAGAGCCACUAUAUGACAGCAUUUUGCUGCUGUUUUUGAGAACCUGCUGCAGAUCUUCAAUGAUAGGAGCUCUCUGCUCUUUUUAAGGACUUACUGCAAAAACACAUGUCAACAAUAUUCUAUAUUAAAGGACCU